Arctia plantaginis is the source of this 363-nucleotide messenger RNA. NCBI's taxonomy places the organism in Eukaryota, Metazoa, Arthropoda, Insecta, Lepidoptera, Erebidae. The record is from the annotation of a GenBank genome assembly.
AUGGAUUUCAAAUUUGGAAUACUGCUGAUCAUCAGCGCACAUAUCUGCACAACAUUGGCGCUCCCGCCGUGCGUGUGCGCAAGGAACUUAAACCCGGUGUGCGGCUCUGAUGGAGAGGAUUACAGUAAUCCGUGCCGUCUCAAAUGUGCUGCUUUUACGUCUGGAACAAACAUCACGUUAGCUAAGUACGGUCCAUGUGUAGGGUCCUUACCUCAAGUGGUUGUAUGCGAAGAAUGCAUAUGCGACAACGAAAACUCGCCCGUUUGUGGCAGUGAUGGUCAAACGUACUCCAAUGAGUGUAGAUUGAAUUGUCACAAAUCAGAGAAUCCAUCACUGAAAGUAGAUCGUUCCGGUCCCUGUUAA